AUGCGCUCCAGCAUCCUCGACGCGCUUGAUAGAUCCAUGGCUCUGCCUUCGGCAGUCGUCAUCCCCUCAGACGACGACGACGAAGGGCCCAACGAUGCUGCGAUGGACGCGACGAGCCCAGGUUCACCAGCGCCAACGACGUUCUCAUUGUCUCAGGUUCUCACUGGCACGUCUUCUCCAUCGAAGUCGCCUGCGGCCCUAUUGCGUACCGGUGGAAUUGCUGGGGGCUUUCACCUCAAUUAUGACCAAGAAACCCCGCUGAGAAGUGUCGAUGUCGGAGGGGAAGACCAACAACAGAAGCUAGCCGAGUUUGUGACGAAUGCGAUAGACAAUCUCAGCCAUGGAAUCACUGUUCGAGAUGCUAUGAAAGAUCUCGGUCUACGAGAUAAGACUGAUUUCCUCCCUGGCCUCGAUGUACGGCUUCUGCCUCAUCAAGUCAUUGGUGUCAGUUGGAUGGUCGCUCAAGAAUCAAGCACCCGUAGAGGAGGCAUAUUAGCAGACGACAUGGGGCUUGGGAAAACAGUCCAAAUGAUUGCCACGAUGGUCAUAAAUCAGCCAGAACCAGACGCUGAUUGCCGCGUGACCUUAGUCGUCGUACCCGCUGCACUCCUACAACAGUGGAAAGACGAGAUUGAUACGAAAACUAACGGAAUCUUCGAAACGCAUGUACACCACGGAAAAGAUAAGAUAAAGAAGCUUUCCGAGCUUCAGUCGAAGGAUGUGAUAAUUACUUCCUAUCCGACUUUAUGUCAAGACUUUUGGCUUCCGAAAGAUCUGGAACCAGGAGAAGAGGCUGAAUACCUAGCCAAAGAAGGGGGCAUACUUGCGAGAGCGAAAUUCUUCCGCGUUGUAGCGGACGAAGCCCAGUUCAUUCGCAACCGAUCUACACGUGCAAGCACAAGUUUGGCCUAUAUUCGUUCGAUUUAUAGAUGGAUGUUGACUGGAACGCCAGUCACCAACACCCUCGCAGAUAUUUAUGGUUUACUACGAUUCGGGCGAUUCCGACCAUGGAAUGAUUGGAACGACUUCAAUGCGUAUGUCGCGAAAGUUCAAUACGAAGACGCCCCUCUGGCAGGCCAACGUGCCCAAGCCAUACUCGAACCUCUAAUACUACGUCGCACGAAGAACUCGACUUUAGAAGGCGAGCCCAUCCUUCAGCUACCACCAAAGGACAUAGAACUAUGCAUGCUUGAAUUCUCAGAGGAAGAACGAGAUUUAUAUGACUCCUUCGAGAAACGUUCGAAGAUUAGAUUGAGUAAGUUCAUAAAGGAGCGCACGCUAGUCAAGAACCACGCUGUAGUUUUAGUUAUGAUCCUCCGCCUUAGACAGUUGUGCUGCCAUCCCAACCUCAUACUGCGGGAUACAGAUGACUUCGAAGAUCCGACUUUGCUAAUGGCGGGCGACGGUGAAAAGGAAUUAAGCAGAGCCAUCAAAUUUAUGGGUAAAUCUUGGGUCAAUGACGUCAAGAAACAGUUCUUGGAGCGCUCUGCUGCGAGCGAGCUGAUCGAUUUCGCGGACUUGAUCGCGGAAGGGAACGACACUUGCCCAGUUUGUCAUGAUCUAUACGCGAAUGGUAGCGGACGCAUUAUCGAGUGCGGCCACGAGCUAUGCUUUGAUUGCUUGCUGGAACUGAGUAAUGCGGCCGUUGCACAUGACGGAAUCUUCGGCUACGGUUCCGAAAAGCAGAACAUGGAGGUGGAACGAGCGUAUGAAGAGGCCGCAACGAAGGGCCUCCGACCCUGCCCAACUUGCAAGAAGAUGUGUGACUUCAAUGCCACAAACAAAGUAUUCAAAUCAAUCGCUUUUGAGCCCUCCGACGAGGAAUUAACGGCAUAUGCUAAUGCCCAUCGCCGAGGGUCGAGACGGCAUCAGGUCAAAUACGAGAUUAAGGAUGAAGAUGACGAAGACAACAUGGAUGUUGACGUCGACAUCAGCGAGUCAUCGCCGACGCCGAAUAAGAUCGAGGAACUAUCGGAGGAUGAGUUGCCUGACGCCUCCUCCAUCUUUGCCCCUAAGGCAAAACGCGCCAAAAUAAGUGAUGAUGGCGACAGUUUGAAUCUAUCCAUGGAUCGUAUACGGAAAGCCCCUGCAAGAAGGAUGACAGGCAGUCGGCGGUCCUCUGGUGUGGGGCCUUCACUCGAGACCAAGGUCAAACCCAAACGUAAAUUUGAUGACGGUCCGUCGGACGAAGUCAUUGCGACGUGGCGUAAAGGCGACGACAACUUAGAAGCUAGUACGAAAAUGCUGGCGCUGGUCGAUCUGCUUAAGAAGAGUGGCGACGAUAAGACUAUAUGUUACUCUCAAUGGACUACCAUGCUUGAUUUGAUUGAUAAAUUAUUCUCGCGACAUGGCAUACAGUGUCUUCGAUACGACGGCCGGAUGGAUCGACCUUCCCGAGAGGCUGCGCUUACUAACUUUAAACGACCUGGAGGUCCCAAGGUCAUUCUGGUCAGUACAAGAUGUGGUGGUGUUGGGCUUAAUCUUGUGGUUGCCAAUCGUGUCAUCAACAUGGAUUUAUCAUGGAAUUAUGCUGCUGAAUCGCAGGCGUACGAUCGCGUGCACCGUCUGGGGCAGGAGAAGGAUGUUUUCGUGAAGCGACUUGUUGUGAGGGAUACAAUUGAAGAACGGAUGCUUAAGCUGCAAGACGUUAAGACUGGUCUCGCUGAAGCCGCACUUGGCGAAGGCUCUGGAGGCAAAUUACACAGGCUGAGUGUGAAGGAUAUCAAACAUCUCUUCGGCAUGACUACUAGUAGUGCCACUCCUGCAGAAGACGAGCAACAGCAGAGGCUAGCUAACACAGCAGGACGAAUGAGUUUGGAAUAA
This is a messenger RNA of Pleurotus ostreatus (oyster mushroom), 2823 nucleotides long. RefSeq lists its product as uncharacterized. Lineage: Eukaryota; Fungi; Basidiomycota; Agaricomycetes; Agaricales; Pleurotaceae. The record is from RefSeq and is a predicted model, not a curated record. Gene Ontology annotation, cellular component: cytoplasm. The coding region runs from base 1 to 2823 and encodes 940 amino acids. The transcript has 30 exons. Gene Ontology annotation, molecular function: ATP binding; metal ion binding; ATP-dependent chromatin remodeler activity.